CGUGGAAAGUGCGAGUACAGGCGGCGAGGGCGCGCUCGUUUUCAGUCCCCCUGCAUCUCGGUGCCCUCACAUGGCGGACGGUCUUAGACAGUAAACAGCUGCUCAUCUCACUGAGGCGGGUAGAUCGUGUGAGCAGGGCGCUGUUGUAAGCAGCAAGCAGUGGUUUUUAACCCCGCCCGAAGAGGAGGCCUGCAGACACAAUCGAGUAUCUCCAACCCAUUGGCCGGCGGGCGACCCAGGGUUACAAAACAAACCCGACAGCGCUCCAGCAGCCAACACACUGCGGGCUAACCGGAGCAGCGCGGAAGCUAAGUAGCUAACUGGAAAUGGCGACGGCGAUAUAUCUGGAACAUUAUCUUGACAGUAUUGAAAACUUACCAUGUGAGCUGCAGAGAAAUUUUACCUUGAUGCGGGACCUGGACAAUAGGACUGAAGAAAAGAAAGGAGAGAUCGACAAACUUGCUGAAGAGUACAUAGUGAAUGUGAAGAACUUGGCCUCAGAACAGAGAGUGGAACAUCUGCAGAAGAUCCAAAAUGCCUACAGCAAGUGCAAAGAGUUCAGCGAUGACAAAGUCCAGCUUGCAAUGCAGACAUAUGAAAUGGUGGACAAACAUAUCCGCAGACUUGAUGCCGAUCUGGCACGGUUUGAGAAUGAGCUAAAGGAGAAACUGGAAGUGAGCGGCUAUGAAAGUGCAGAGGGAAGAGCACUGAAAAAAGGUGAUUCCAAGGGACUAAGAGAGAAACGUGGAUCCAGGGGAAGAGGAAGGAAAAUGUCUGAUGAAGAUUCUCCCAAGAAGAAGAAGAUGAAAAAUAGCCCAGACUUGAGCGAUGCUCUCCUGCCCAUGCAGCCGUCAGACGUUUUGGACAUGCCAGUCGAUCCCAAUGAGCCGACUUACUGCGUGUGCCAUCAGGUGUCGUAUGGGGAGAUGAUUGGAUGCGAUAACCCAGAUUGUCCAAUUGAAUGGUUUCACUUCGCUUGUGUUGAUCUCGCCACAAAACCCAAAGGAAAAUGGUUUUGUCCAAGAUGCACUCAAGACAAGAAG
Molecule: messenger RNA, 1043 nt
Organism: Paralichthys olivaceus (Japanese flounder)
Lineage: Eukaryota; Metazoa; Chordata; Actinopteri; Pleuronectiformes; Paralichthyidae
Gene: ing5a
Product: inhibitor of growth family, member 5a
Biological process (GO): regulation of DNA-templated transcription; positive regulation of apoptotic signaling pathway
Cellular component (GO): nucleus
Molecular function (GO): chromatin binding
Source: RefSeq, a predicted model, not a curated record